UAGGAUAGCAACUUAUCGAUCAAACACGCGUCAAAUCUCUGACAAACACACAAACAAACCCAAACAAAUAAAAUGUCGCAAACAGAAGACGAAGCGGAAGAAAUCUCGGAAGACAACGAAGAACAACGAACAGAAAGUGGCGAAGAAACGGAAGAAUGGCAGGAGGAAAACUCGCAAGCCACGGAAGUUCAGGAUUACAGAAUCGACGAUGGAGGGGAGGGAGAUUACGUGGAUUACGACGGAUUACAGUGGGUGAAAGCUGAUUGGGGGGAGGAGGGUUUCGAGCCUCGUAAAGAUGACGUCGGGAGCGUGGAAAGUGUUUAUAAUUCAGCUGAUUUUAUUUCCAAACCUAUACUUUCUGAGGGUGGAACUAUAUCAUUGGAUAUACUACAAUUUGACUUUUCCUAUGGGUAUAACUGCAGAAAAUACUUUAACAUGUGCGUGUUGGACGAUGACAAUUUAGUUUUCGAGUCGGGGAAUUACCUGCACUUUUUUAAUGUCGAGACCAAAGAAAUAUGGUUCCGUAGAAGUGCCUUGGGAGGUGGAAUAGGCCAUAUAAGGAAAAACCCUAAAAAAGCAUACCAGCACCUAGCAGUAGCAGAGUGUGGGAACAAGCCCAUAAUAAUCAUCUAUGAGUGGCCCACAAUGGAAAUUUUCGCUGUUUUACGCGAAGGCACCACGAGAAGUUACACCCAUAUGGAUUACAGCCCUGACGGACUUUUAUUGGCCUCGCAGGGCGGCGAACCAGACUACAACAUUACGGUGUGGGACUGGCCCAAGAAGAAAAUUUUACUGAGAACCAAAUCGUACGUCAACGAUGUUUACAGGGUUAAUUUCUCUCUGUUCGUUCCUGGACAGUUGAUAACCUGCGGGGUGGCUCACAUCAAGUUUUGGAAGAUGGCGGACACAUUUACUGGGUUGAAGCUCAAAGGGGAAGUGGGCAGGUUUGGAAAGACUGAGUACACUGAUAUUGUGGGGCUUUUUGCGAUGCCCGACGGAAAGAUUCUAUCGGGUUGUUCAUGGGGUAAUAUUCUGUUGUGGGAUGAUGGUCUUAUAACCCUGGAAAUCAUGAGAUCGCAAAGGAAGAGAUGUCACGAUGCACCCAUAGUGCAAAUGUAUUACAACGGGGAAGAGUUGUUCACUGUUUCGAUGGAUGGGCACAUAAAGGUGUGGUGGUGGGAAAAAAUAGAUAACGCAGACCCUCCGGACGAUGAUAGAGUUAUCCAGGUGGAGCCCAACUAUGAUUUUUACGAACCAGUCUCAAUUCCAAGGAGUCAUUAUAUUCCUACAGGAUCUUCUUCUUUUUCCCCCUAUAGAAUCGCAGAUAAACUAAAGUCCCAUUACCUUUUCAUUCUAGACCUACACUCACAGGCAAAAUAA
Messenger RNA from Brassicogethes aeneus, 1380 nucleotides. NCBI's taxonomy places the organism in Eukaryota, Metazoa, Arthropoda, Insecta, Coleoptera, Nitidulidae. The record is from the annotation of a GenBank genome assembly.